Messenger RNA from Effrenium voratum, 474 nucleotides. The record is from the annotation of a GenBank genome assembly. NCBI's taxonomy places the organism in Eukaryota, Dinophyceae, Suessiales, Symbiodiniaceae.
AUGAACCGCUAUCUCUUCCCCCUUCUUGCAUCCGCCCUUGCCCUCGCCGCCGUUCCGGCGACGGCACAGGAAAUCGACGGCGUCUCGGUCGAAAUCCGCACCGGCGGCGACGAUCUGCGCGGCAAUGACGACAACGCCUUUGCCUCGAUCUGGUCCUACCGGGCCGACGGCCGCCAGCGCGGCAUUCGCCGGCAGGUCAAUCCCCGCGACCGCAGGAUCAAGGACCACACGACGACGCACCUUUAUUUCGAUACGCCCGAUGGCACCGAGGCGGACGACAUCACCCUGUUCAUCCUGAAUGUGGAGGGGUUCUCGGGCGGCUUUGACGGCGACAAUUGGAACGUCGAUGCCAUCCGCAUCACCGGCAUCAAGGACGGCAUCACCGUCAAGGAAUACAUGAACGAGUUCGCCAACCCGCUGAUCCGAUUCACCGGCGACGUUCACACGUUCAGCCGGGACCUGCGCGUGCGAUAG